Molecule: messenger RNA, 4472 nt
Organism: Ictalurus punctatus (channel catfish)
Lineage: Eukaryota; Metazoa; Chordata; Actinopteri; Siluriformes; Ictaluridae
Gene: rragca
Product: Ras-related GTP binding Ca
Exons: 8
Coding region: 192-1337 (381 amino acids)
Biological process (GO): cellular response to amino acid stimulus; cellular response to starvation; positive regulation of TOR signaling
Cellular component (GO): Gtr1-Gtr2 GTPase complex; nucleus; lysosome
Molecular function (GO): GTP binding; GTPase activity
Source: RefSeq, a predicted model, not a curated record
CCCCAGAAACAUUGGGGAAGACGAAUGUCUCUGAACGACUUUGUUCUCUAUUAAUAGAUAGGGAGGCAUUUUGUGCUUGUUUAUGCUACACCGUGUGUGUGCUGGAUGAGCGACAGCUGUGUGUUAAAGCAGAUGAGUGUAGAGUAAAAGGGGUGGGGGAUUUUCGGGGAGAAAGCGUCGUUUGGGUCAAGAUGUCGAUUCAGUACGGAGAAACACUGGCAGAUAGCUAUGGGGUGGCUGAUUCGUUCCCCAAAGAUUUCGGUUAUGGAGAAGAGGAGACAGACAUGGAGGACAGUCCAGCACCCUCCGACAGCAAGCCGAGAAUACUACUAAUGGGCUUGCGAAGGAGCGGGAAGUCCUCCAUUCAGAAGGUCGUGUUUCAUAAGAUGUCCCCUAAUGAGACCCUGUUUCUGGAGAGCACAAAUAAAAUCUACAAGGAUGACCUCUCCAGCAGCUCCUUUGUCAACUUUCAGAUCUGGGACUUUCCUGGUCAAGUAGACUUUUUUGACCCGACCUUUGAUUAUGAAAUGAUCUUCAGAGGAACCGGCGCCUUGAUAUUUGUCAUUGAUGCACAGGAUGACUACGUGGAGGCUCUUGGCAGACUCCACUUAACGGUAUCUCGGGCCUAUCGCGUCAACCCUGAAAUCAACUUUGAAGUGUUCAUCCAUAAAGUUGACGGCCUGUCUGACGACCACAAAAUUGAGACGCAGAGGGAUAUUCACCAGAGGGCUAAUGAUGACCUGGCUGAUGCCAGCUUGGAGAAACUGCAUCUUAGCUUCUAUUUGACAAGUAUCUAUGACCACUCUAUAUUUGAGGCGUUCAGUAAAGUGGUUCAGAAGCUCAUUCCCCAGCUGCCAACCCUGGAGAACCUUCUCAACAUUUUUAUUUCUAAUUCAGGGAUUGAAAAGGCUUUCCUGUUCGAUGUGGUUAGUAAGAUCUACAUCGCCACAGACAGUUCACCGGUAGACAUGCAGUCCUAUGAGCUGUGCUGUGACAUGAUUGACGUGGUCAUUGACGUGUCGUGCAUCUAUGGAUUAAAGGAAGAUGGCAGUGGCAGUGCCUAUGACAAGGAGUCAAUGGCGAUCAUUAAACUCAAUAACACCACUGUCCUCUACCUGAAAGAAGUCACCAAGUUUCUUGCCCUUGUCUGUAUUCUUAGAGAAGAGAGCUUCGAGCGCAAAGGCUUAAUAGACUACAAUUUCCACUGUUUCCGGAAAGCGAUUCAUGAAGUGUUUGAGGUUGGUCUGUCCACACCGAGGAUGGGAGCUCAGGCUGCUGGAACGCCCUGCUUGAUGAAGACGGUGGCACUGAAUGGCACCCCCCGGAGCACCGUGUAGAGAAUGCAAAGAUGAGAGGAGGAAAAGAAUAGAGAGGAAGAGGGAGUCGGUGGAAAAAGAGACCGAAAGACAAUAAAUGGGAGGCACACUGCCAUGCCAACCAUUCUGCCUGCUCCCAAAUGCCUUAUACACAGAGCAAAGGACUCUAAAGCCUCUGAAAGAGAACACAGAGCAAUGGGGUGGACGUUUGCAGCAUAACGGGGUAAGCAAUAGGACAGAAGGGAAGAUGCACAAGAAGUUAGCCCUUUUUGUGUUAUUAAAUGGCAUUAACACACUGGUUGAAAAGAAUAAUACUAGACCGCAAUCAAAUGACAAGAAAUGCAAACCGAGGGGAACGCAGUGUGGCCCUCUCUGCACAAAGCCUUCACACACUGACCGCUACCUGAGCAACAGCAGCUGAAUGAACCCUGUACUGUUAUACUCCUGGCCUCAUGAGCUGAUUCUACAAAGCAUCUGGUUUAAUCCAAUGGCAGAAAAUGUGAUGGUACUUGCUAUUGGGCACCGAUGGUAGAGCUGGCUAUGUGUACACAACAAUGCUUGUGAAGCCUUAUAUAGAGGAGACUUGCAUGAUGCAAGUACCUGCUUACAACAUUUACCUAAUCCAAUUUCCUAAGCUGUUGCGUUUUUAAAGGUUUUCCAGGGAGUGUGAAAAGGGAUUAAAGUGCAUUGUGUAGCCUGUUUGUGUGAAGGAGGUGUGUGCGCGUGUGUAUUUAUGUAUGUGCGUUCCUUUCCUUCCUGUUGAGGCUCACAGUGGUGAUGUGACCUCACACACAGGGCUGCACAGUUGUAACAAAAUAAUUGUAUUUUUAAAAAAUUAAUAACUAAUUGAAAUAAAGUUAUUCUUGUCUCCAGAGAAACCCUGAUGCUUUGUCAGACAACAAUGAUGGAAUGUUCACAGAGCACUCAUUAAAAGUGUCGUGCUGUCAUAGAUAUAAGGAUUUAGUAGUCGGCUGCGUUAUAAUUAAAGUGGAAUCACAGUCUUUUGUGUCGAAAUGACUCCAAAGCUGAGUCAUGAAAUGACUCCUUUGAGUCCAAAGCUGUUAUUUUUGCUAUUAAGCGGUUUAGCUGUGCAGCCCUCAUCUCUCACUCCGAAUGUUACAAAACAGGGAAAUAAUUGUACAGUUAAGCGGUAGGACACUGUGAUUGCACUCACUUUUGUUUAGCUGCUUGGUCUCGGAGACUCUGUACAUCUCCGCUCACGGUGGUUCGAGUCAGAAUGAACGUUUGAAUGAACUACAUUCCGGGUUGUGUGGUGCCAGUAUCUUCUAUCACUGACGUAUUCACUUUCACUCUUUUCACAGAAUUACGAGUAUUUUAUUUGGGGUAAAAAUUGAUCAUAAGAUUCCACGUUGUAGCCGAUAAUCCGUCACACUCAUUCCAAGCGUGUCUGCUGAAUCCAUGUAAAAAAAAUUUUUUUUUGAGGUGUUAGGGGAUGUGCACUAACCCAAUAUAAAUGAAAUCAAAGAAGGAACAACCAAAUCUCUCAUUCUAACCUUACCAGAGUAUUUCUCCAGACCUCUUGUGAUUCUUGCUUUUCAGAUUGCAUAUGAGAUUAUAUCUGGCCUAUGUUCUGCUACAAAUGUUACCAUUCACAAGAAAUAAAACAUGCACUGAAGUCAUGCUGCUUGGUGUACUGUAGCUACCUUGCACAUCAGAUAUAUUGGUCAGUGUCAGUUUUGAACACAAUACAAACCAAUAUAAACACAGAUCCUCACUUUGCAAACCCAUUGCCUCUUCAUGAAAUGUAUGAUCCCAUCUAGAGUGCUGUUCACUCAGAUUUCUGGCAAUAAUACUUUUCCUUAGGCUGUUGUACCUUACUUUUACUUUAUGGAGGUUGUGGUUUGGAUGUUAUGAAUGAGCAGUGUAGAAGACCUGGGGAAAUUCAUACAGGGUGACUCAAAAGUCUCCAUAUUUAGGGGAAAUUAACACUUUUUAGCAAAUUCUUUCUCGAAUAUAUAUAUAUAUAUAUAUAUAUAUAUAAAAUAUAGUUGUGCCCAAAAGUUUGCAUACCCCUUGCUUAAUGUUAAUCUUAAUAUUGUUAACAAAAUAAGAUGGAUCAUAAAAUCCCUUGUUUUUUAUUUGGUACUGUCCUGAAUAAGCUAUUUCACAUUGCAUAUAGUCCGCAAGCCACAAUAAUAACUGAAUUUAUUUUUAAAAAAUUACCCCGUUCAAAAGUUGACAUGCCCUUGAUUCUUAAUACUGUGUCUUUUUACCUGGCUGAUCCACGCCUGUUUUUGUUUUUGUGAUAGUUGUUCAUGAGUCACUUGUUUGUCCUGAGCAGUUAAACUGCUCACAGUUCUUCAGAAAAAUUCUCCAGGUCCUGCACAUUCUCUGCUUUUCCAGCAUCUUCUGCAUAUUUGACCUCUUUCCAACAGUGACUAUAUGAUGUUGAGAUCCAUCUUUUUCACAGUGAGGACAACUGAGGGACUCGUACACAACUAUUACAUAAGGUGCAAACAUUCACUGUUGUUCAAGAAGGCAACAUAAUGCAUUAAGAGCCAGGGGUGUGUAAACUUUUGAACAGAAUGAUCGUGUAAAUUGUUAGUAUGUUGUCUUCUGGGAGACAUAUAACUAUCUUAUUUAGUGUCUGAAGGGCAGUACUAAAUGGGGGGGGGUCUUUAAACAAAAUAACAAUUUACACUGAUCAUCCUGCUCAAAACACAUGACUGUUACCAAACUUCUUAACGAAUUCAAAAAGACUGGAUGUGGACAUCCAUGAAUAUCCACUGAUGAAGGCACAAUCGACGUGGUGCUGGCAAACAUAGUCCCCUACGUAUGGAGACGUUUGGGACACCCUGUCUAUUAGUUAGUUGAAUGACUGACUGUGGGGUCCAUGAAGCAAAACCAGGUGAUCAGUGGUUGAUUUUUUAUUUAUUUAUUUAGUUACAGCAGUAGAAGUCAUAGCCCACUAUUAUCAAAGCUCCUAGAUAUUAUUGAGUUCUUAUCAUUAUUAGCCUGUUUGAUUAGUCACUUGAUCUCAAAAACAAGCAGGCUAUAAAUAAUAUCACCUUGUACUUACUUGUGUUUUGACAUGUUGAAAAGAUUUCUCAUCAUAAAACUCUGAUAAUGAAUUCAAAAAUAGACAAAUUAUUGUACAAUUUUAAAUAAUGUUUCAAUAAAUAUGUAUAUGAGAAA